AUGACACAAGAAAACAUAUCAUCUCCUUUUAGAUUUAUUAUUAAAGAUAAACAUGAUCGAAAAAAUAUAUACAAACAACACUCCAAAUCAUUUAAAACUUUACUUAACAAUGAAGCAAAUAAAAGUUAUAUAUCAAAAGAUCUUAAAAAUUUAAAGUUUUUAUUCAUUAAUAAUACAAAUAUAACCCAUGAAAAAUCGGAAAACUUAAAUAAAUUUAUACGCAUUCAAAAAUUUAGAAACAAAAAACAUAUUUUGUGUAGCAAAGAAAAACAAAAAUUUGAUAAUAAAUUCAUUAAACACAGAAAAAGCUUCAAUGAAGAUAUUAUUCAGUCAGAUGAAGAGUUUCCUAUUAUGUCUACAAACAUUAAUGAUAAUUAUGAUAAAAAAGAACUAAAAAAUCCAUUUUUAAUAUACAAUUCAAACAAAAUUAUAGAAAAAAACAUAAAUAAUCAUUUUAUACCAUAUAUUUUCUCAAACUUCAAACAAACAACUCUAAAUAUGAAACCAACAUUUUCAUUCAUAAAAACACUUAUGUUACCUCCAUGUGAUAAUAUAGUAGAAAGAAAAGAACCUUUAUUAAACUGGACACCAUCAAAAAAAAAGAACUUUCCAUUUUUAGAAAAAGGUAUUGCAAAAAUGAUUCUAGAAUGGGUAAUAGAAUAUCAAUCACAAAAUACUUUACAUAAUUAUUCUAAUACAAAAAUAAAAGAACAUAUAUUUAUAAUCACAGAAACAAAAAAAGACAGAAACAUGAACAAUAUAUACUUUUAUGGUUAUGAAAAGUUCACAGAAAAUAUUAAAAUACUAUUUCUUUUAACAGGAAAAUACUUAAGUCAAAACGAAAUUAACGAGGGAGCAUUAUUGUCAUUGUACGAACCAAUAAUUAAUUUUCAAAAUACUUUUUCUCGAGACAUUAUUAUAUGUACUCAUUGGUCUCAUAAAAAUUUAGAAUAA
This is a messenger RNA of Pneumocystis jirovecii RU7, 954 nucleotides long. RefSeq lists its product as uncharacterized. Lineage: Eukaryota; Fungi; Ascomycota; Pneumocystomycetes; Pneumocystales; Pneumocystaceae. The record is from RefSeq and is a predicted model, not a curated record. The transcript has 2 exons. Bases 1 to 954 code for a protein of 317 amino acids.